AUGGCGCCAGCUCAGAAACCACUUCUGAAGCUUGAAGAGAAAGAUGUUGUACUCAUCAAACCAUCAAAAUCAUCUCCUUCCUCUGUUCUUCCUCUGUCCACUCUUGACAAUAGACCUGAUGUCAAUUUCCUAUGCCAAACUGUUCACGUAUACCGACCAACAGUGCAUGACUCUGAUUCAAUAGACCCUGCUCAAGUGGUCAAAGAAGCACUCUCAAAGGCUUUGAUUUAUUACUACCCUCUUGCAGGGAGGCUAGUAAGACAUGGUGAUGGAAAACUCAGAGUCCUUUGCGAUGAAGAAGAAUAUGGUGUUCCAUUCAUAGAGGCAGUUGCUAGCUGCAGCCUUUCUUCUGUUGAUUACUUGGAUGGUGCUGACACUGAAUUUGCAAGACACUUGGUGUUUGAUCUUCCUACUGAGGAUGAACAAGGUUACCAAUACCCAUUGGUGAUCAAGUUGACCAAAUUUCUUUGUGGAGGUUUCACAAUUGGAUUGGGAAUGUCACAUAGUGUUGUUGACGGCAUCGGAGGAUUUCAAUUCUUCCGCGCGGUUGUUGAACUCGCGAGCGGAAGAAGCGAGCCCUCCGUGAAGCCUGUGUGGGAGAGACACAGACUGGUGGGAUUAAAAUCAAUCACAGAUGAAGAAACAUUGACACGGCAACCCAUGAAUAACGCAUCUUCGGCGGUUUCACCGUUUCUGCCAAAAGAUGAACUCAUUCAAGUCUGUUUUAAGGUGAGCGGUGAGACCUUAAAAAGACUCAAGUGGAGUUUGGAAAAGGAAAGUAAUGAUGGGAGUAUCGUGACGAGUUUCGAAUCACUUGGAGCCUACGUGUGGAGGUCGAGAACGAGAGCGUUGGAACAAAACAACGACGGUAAAACGCAGUUUUCUUUCCUUGUGGGAGCAAGAAAGCACUUGUUGCAUGAGUCUCCUUUACUAGAAGGGUACUACGGGAACGCGAUUGUGGAUGCGUACGUAGUACUGACAGUAAAGGAGCUCAACAAAAUGUCGCUCUCUGAUAUUGUGAAACGUAUCAAAGAAGCUAAAAAAGCUGCUUUUGCUGCGGAUUAUGUUAAAAACUUUAUGAACACUAAGGAGUCCAAUCCAGUAGUGGAUUUUACCCUGUAUGGUAACGGUGCAAUCAUAUUUCUAACUGAGUGGAAGCAUGUGGGUUUCUCACAAGAUGUAGAUUUUGGAGGGAAUGAAGCUGUGAAUAUGGUACCUGCCCCUAGCGGCUUGUUUGGCGGUCCGCCUUCGUGCAUCUUCGCGCCUCCUAACAAAUUGGAUGAUCCGUCAAUGAAAGGAGGAGUUAGAAUUUUCACCACGCUCCCAGUUGAUGCUGUGGCAAAGUUCAGGAAGGAAAUGGAAGCCAUGAAUGCGAUCUGA
Lotus japonicus is the source of this 1380-nucleotide messenger RNA. Its product is annotated as spermidine coumaroyl-CoA acyltransferase-like. NCBI's taxonomy places the organism in Eukaryota, Viridiplantae, Streptophyta, Magnoliopsida, Fabales, Fabaceae. The record is from RefSeq and is a predicted model, not a curated record. The transcript has a single exon. Bases 1 to 1380 code for a protein of 459 amino acids.